Messenger RNA from Exophiala xenobiotica, 1387 nucleotides. RefSeq lists its product as uncharacterized. Bases 747 to 1199 code for a protein of 150 amino acids. Gene Ontology annotation, cellular component: extracellular region. The record is from RefSeq and is a predicted model, not a curated record. The transcript has 3 exons. Lineage: Eukaryota; Fungi; Ascomycota; Eurotiomycetes; Chaetothyriales; Herpotrichiellaceae.
UCUUGCAUACGCAGAGCUUUUUACAACCUUUGCGUACCUCUUUCGCAAGUUCGAUUUGGAAGUCUACGAUACUACUGAACAUGAUAUGGAUUGGCAUGAUUGCUAUACUCCAGCAACAUUUGGCCAUCUUAAGAUCGGAACGUAGAAUCCAUAAGCCAGUUCCAUCUAGCUAAGCGACCUGAUCCGUUUCUCUCCCUCUUCCUCUCUCUUGAAAAUGUCAGCAUACGACUCAACACGAGGUGUGAUUCCAAUCAGCAAGGUGGUUCCACAGCGUACGCUAUGUUUCAGCUCUGAUUUAGUGCAUGGGAAUACGAGACAGAUAAGUUCUCCUUUUGGAAGGUGGUUGCGCGGACUCGACUCUUACCGCUCUGUGCUCUAUGCAGCUUCGUCUGGAAGCCGGUCUUCGUCAGAGUUACUGAGGGCUACCAUGGAGAGCUAGAGCGCAAUCGAACUUCGUUGGUUUCAUCUUUCUUUUCUUCACCGCUACUUGGAAGUUGCAACUGAUGGAUGGGCAGAAUCACAAAGCUGAACAUUCCUCAUGAGCUUAUACGGGAGAGUCCAUCAAGCAGGAACUACUGAGCUUCGCAACAAAGGUUCAGCCCUGGAGGCUACCUGGCAAGCGGGCAACACAAAUGUCUUUUUGAACACUCCAGGACUAUUUAAACCCACACUUGCAGCCCCGAUGUUCGACUUGAUCUACUCAUCAGAACCUUGAACGAUCUUCAAACUGCAAAAUAGCUUUGAACAUGUCGGACCUCAACCCCCACCAAGCCAGCGCUCUCCAGAUGCACAACGACGCCCGUCGUGCCAUCUCUGCUCAGACAGGACACUCUCGUCCAGACCUAGCCUGGGAUCGAGGCCUUGAAGCCAGCGCUCAAAGAUGGGCCGAUCACCUCGCUCAAAUCGAGGGCUUUGAUCAUUCCGGUACCCCAGACGUGGGCGAGAAUCUCUACGUGAUUUUCCCCGCCAAUAUCGCCACAGUCAUGGCGGCGACCCAAGGAUGGCUGGAUGAAGCACAAUACUACCAUGGUCAGCCUGUUGACGGCGAUUUUGCACAAUACGGGCAUUAUACGCAAAUCAUUUGGCCAGCAACAACCUUGGUUGGGAUUGGCGCCGCCAACACGGCAAAUGGUGAUAGAAGGAUUUAUGUGGCACAGUACUCGGCAGCAGGGAAUGUCGCUGGCGCGAGUGCCUAUUGAUUGGGGAGCGUUGAUAGGAACGUCAGCACGGAGGGAUGGGGAUGGUCGGAAUGCUUAUGCAGGAUUGUAAGAUCGACUGGGGCACGCCCAAAGGCAAAUACUUUCGAGUGCAUUGCCUUGUUGUAUUUGUACUCUCCGUGGACGUGAUGAAGCUGAAGCACAUUCUUCUAGUGGCUUUGCCUAUCGUG